Molecule: messenger RNA, 411 nt
Organism: Chondrus crispus (carragheen)
Lineage: Eukaryota; Rhodophyta; Florideophyceae; Gigartinales; Gigartinaceae
Exons: 1
Coding region: 1-411 (136 amino acids)
Source: RefSeq, a predicted model, not a curated record
AUGCGCUCGCAACCAUUCCAUAGUACUUGUCGUGAUCCUUUCCGUCAUGCUUCGAAGAGGGUGUGCUGGUCCGGGGCUGCAUUGCGGUCGGACGUGCGCCACGUGGGACGGCGCACGGAUGCUCUCCGUGAUGCUUUCCGUGAUGCUUCGAGGCGGGUGCGCUGCUCCGAGGCUGCGUUGCAGGCGCAAGUGCGCCGGAUGGUUCGGCCGAUGGUUCGGCCGAUGGUUCGGCGCCAGGCCCCGGCUCCGAGAGAGGUAUGUUGUCGUGCUGCGUUGCGGCCGAAAGUGAGCCGGACGGGCUCGCUUGCGUUCCAUGGUGCUUGCCCUGAUCCUUUCCGUGAUGCUUCGAGGCGGGUGCGCUGCUCUGGGGCUGCAUUGCCGUCGCACGUGCGCCAGAUGGUACGCCGUUAA